AUAUUUACUGUGUUAGUUGAAGGGAUUUAAAGCGAAUAUACUCCCAGAGUUCUUAUAUUUUAUGCGAUAAUUGAUUAAAAUAGAUCAUUUAAUACGUAGUGUUAUAUUUUAAUGUAUCUGUAUUGGAAAAAUCUAAUUUUUGAGUGUGUAUAAUGUCAUAUCCUACAGUGGAAUUGCCCAAUUUCAAUUCUGUCUAAUCAAAUUUUUUAUAUCGAAAAUUGACCUGUCUGUUUCUAAUAAUGGAGACAAAACCUAGAAGGGGAACUUUUGCUCUUCCAAAUUUUUUGGUAAGUAAUAGCUAUGCAAAUAUCAGAAGAAUUGAACGAAGAGUUAGCAGCUCCUAUAUAAUGGAUAAAAAUUCGAGCAUGGAUUCACCCAAAAAUAAUGUAAAAAGACAAUCUAGCCAAUUAUAUUAUGGAACGAAAAUAACUAUACCGGAAAAGUCUUGGAAUUCUGAGGAGACAGCCGUGAGAUUUAUUAAAAGAAGCGCUCUGCCUCGACCCCCAGAACCGAAGGCAAUCCAAAAAGGUACUUCUUGCGUCUUGCCUGCACCGGUUUCUCCUAGACGAAAAAGUGUUUCUUUCUUAAUUGAUGAGGAACAACCUACAGUUCCAAUCUCAAAAGCAUCAAAACAGCGGGGUAGUUUGCCAGACGGUUCUCAAGAUUUUAACAAGGUCAUGGCCGAAAUCGAAAAAGAGGAAAAUGCGACAAAUGUGUUGGUUAAAAAACGCGCGCCAAUCGGCGAAAAGAACGGAACGCAUUUGGCGAACGACCGUCAUCCCAACAACAUGGCGGCGGGCAGCGCAUCGUCGACUGUAAAGUCGAAAAAUAACCAAACGAAGAACAAAUUAACGAGACAAAAAUCUACUCCUACAACACCUAGUCCUAAGAAGCAUACCACAAGCAGGCGCAGAAGAUAUGAGAAACAGCCUACAUAUAAUGAAAACGAAGUAUCUUUAAUUAUCCCUGGCGUUCAUAAAGGCGUCAAAGUUGAUUGGAAUAAAGGAGGGCGACGAAAAAUUACUCGAGCAACCCCUGUGAAAAGGGCUCAGAACAGGUCGAAGUCUAAUUCGCCAGAACGAAAAAGAAAAAAGAAAGGGGAUGACGAACCUCAACGGAAAGAAAAAAGAGCCAGUCCGAAAAAGAAAGAAAAAUUAAAGCCCUCUGCAACAUUACCGAAAACUAGAAGAAGAGUAACCAACUCUCCUGAUUUAAAACAAAAAAAUAAAACUAACUCUAAAACAAAAUCAAAGAAAGAUAACGAAAAGACACCUCCAUUAAAAACAUCACCAGCAAAAACAUCAUCAGCAAAAACAUCACCGAAGAAAACAUCACCAGCAAAAACAUCGCCAGUAAAAAUAUCGAAAAAAGCAUCUCCAGCAAAAACAUCACCGGCAAAAACACCGCCUGUAAAUUCGUCGUCUAAAAAACCUCCUUCGAAAAAAAAGAAAUCAGUAUCUCCUAAAAGCAAACCAAAGGUGAACCUUAGAUCUCCUCAUGUUAGGAGGACAGCAUGCUUAAACGCCGGAGCCAUAUUAUCAGCUAUAUACGAACCAAUUAGACCUAAGUCAAAUGCUUCAUCAGUUGACUCUAGUCUGACAGGAAAAAAAGAACCAGAGGUGCAGAAGGCAAAAAGAGGAAGGCCUAAAGAUGAUACGACAAAAACUAAUAAGAAAAAAUCUAAAAAAAAGGAUACGGACGAAGAACUUCAAUUUAUGAAUAGUGUUCAGAAAACAGAAUCCUCGGUAAAAGAUGGAAAUGACUCAGAAAAGAAGAUGAGUUUAAAGUCUAGAAAAGAUUCUAAAGAUAAAACUAUUGAGAAAUCCAAGAAAAAAAGUCCGGCUAGGAAACAGAAAGAUGAGGAUGAAGGUCAAAAAGAAGUUACGGAAGUCACGAAAAAGGAAAAGAAAGUCAGAAAGAGGAAGCAGGCAGCAGAAAAUGUUGUAAUAGAUGGCCCGACUGCAAAGCGAAUGGCGUCACUGAAUGCAACGGCUAUACUUCAGGCAGCUUAUAGCGAAGAGACUCCUACAGAUUCGUCAAAAGGGAAGAAAAAAGGAAAAGUUUCCCAAAGUGAAAAAUCGUCAAAAUCGUCAUCUUCACCUGAUCAGGCCAGAGCAAGUUUGACAACUUCCUGUACAGCUGUAAUGGUUGUAUCUACUCGUCCGUCCGCGUCCGUUCAACCCAGACAGCAAGCUCCUCCCCAACCUAUUGUGCCGUUCGUUCCAACUCCUCUGGGACCUUCUAGCAGACUGCAACGUCCUCCUGUACACGCUUUUUCCUUCGCUUCAAAUUCUCAAUGUUUCACUGCACCUUCAGUCGCCGCUCAAGCUUCGGACAACAGACCGACUUUUUCGUUAUUCAAUGUGCCUGUUCAUGGAGCUCCUGUUUAUGAUCAAAUUUCGCCUUGCCCUCAAUUGAGACAGAGACUAUACGUCCAGCAGCAACAACAAUGUUGGCCGCAGCCAUUGCCCUUUAUAAGGCAUGAUAUUAAAACAAAUACGAAUCUAGCAUGUGCUUUUAGGCCUAUAGCGCCUCAGCGCCACAUGGUACAACGUUUAGGUAGUGCAGUUCAACCUCAUUCGCACUUGGUUGUAGGUAAUAUUUUACCAACGCCUCAUAGCGUGGCAACUCCAAUUCAGCUUCAGCCAAGGAUUUCUCCAAAACCUCCCUCGCCUGUUAAACAAACACCGAACGCUCCAACUUCAGCCAGCAAGCCAUCGUCUAAAAGUUCAUCUGGUAGUGGCAAAUCUACAAAACGAAAACGCCAGUCGGGAAGUAAUGAUGGUUCCACGCCAAAAAGACGUCCGCCUGAGGACAAUGGAUCGAAAAAGCAAUGCAAGUGGCAAUGGAUUGGUGAACCUAGUAUGAAAAUGAUACCUUCUCACCAUGCCCCCUUGCCAACGAAAUCAAGUAACGGAACGUCGUCCUGUGGAGCAAGCCCAAAUUCGCCGCAUAAUUCUCCCAUGCAGUUAGUUAAGAGAAAAUGUUAUGUUGCAAUCCAACAUAAAGACGGUGACAUUGUGCGAAUUCGGGAUUGCGUUCUUGUCAAAGCUAAUAGGCGUAAAGCUUCUGCACCCUUCAUUGCCAAAGUGGCAGCCCUAUGGGAAGAUGAAAACUCUAGAGAGAUGAUGAUGAGCAUUCUGUGGUAUUACAGACCAGAACAAACAGAGGCUAGUCAUAUUCCUUCCCAUCAUAAAUCUGAAGUAUUUGCUUCCCGACAUGCUGAUAUUGCAAAUGUGCAGACUAUUGACGACAUAUGUCAUGUUCUUACCAAAGCGCAAUUCUGCAGGUUUAAGAAGGAGCAAGAGCGUUUGAGAGCUCAUCUACCUCUUUCGAUGCCAGUUGUUCCACCCGGCGAAACUUGCGUUAAAAUGCCGGAUGCUAAUGCCAGUCCUGAUACUGUCUUCCUGUGUUAUAGGGUUUAUGAUGUUCGUGCAAAGCGCAUCCUAAAGCAUCCUCCUCGAGUGGCUGUAGACAGUAAUGGCACACCACCAUCCUCAAGUAGUGGUGAAGAAAAAUAG
This is a messenger RNA of Dimorphilus gyrociliatus, 3521 nucleotides long. The record is from the annotation of a GenBank genome assembly. NCBI's taxonomy places the organism in Eukaryota, Metazoa, Annelida, Polychaeta, Dinophilidae.